AAAUGUCUUCCUCAAGUCAGUCACUGGCAAGAGAAUGGGAUUUCCCACUGGACUGGUUCAGACACAGAUAUCAAACUAAAUUGGGGUCAUCUUCUAUGAGGAAUGGAGACCUGAACAAAAUACCUUCUGUUAGCAAGAUGGGAGUGGUAUAUGCUGCACUUUAAGAUCUUAUUCAGCUCCCCUGCAGAGAAGAUUGCACAUCUAUAAACUUGCUAAGCUUCUUCGGUCUUGAUGAUUCAUGUCGAUAUCAUUUUCCUCCCAACUACAGAGACUCUGAGACAAAGCUACACCCCAAGUGAUAUGCCGGUGUCAGAACAAUUCCUGUCCUGAAGGGGGGUGUGCGACCUUCUUUAUUAUUCCCCCUUCACAGACGUCCUUGAGCCCUUGAGACGGAUGUGAGUGAGUUUUUCAGCCCUCAUGCAAAACAACCAUCUAAACAUAACAGAUGACAUCAGCUUGGGCUUUUCAAUUCCUGGAUGGCAGCAGUGUGUUAAUCCAGCCUUCAUCCUGGAUUUCAUAAACUAAAACAAGAGAGGCUGGCAGGAGGACAGCGCUGCUGCUGGGUUGAGGAAAUUGAUGACGGGGAAGCAUGCGGGCAACCCAGUGUAUAAAACUCAUAAACGUGUAGGCAGAGGCUCAGCUACCACUUUGGACUCUGCUUGCUACCAGCAAAGACCACAACUCGGAGCCGAGCCUGAGCCCACAGAGAAACAUGAGGAGCCUCUUGCUGCUGACCACACUCCUUGUACCUGUGCACCUGGCUGUGGCUUGGAGUGUCAAGUACGCCGUGGAUUGCCCAGAACAUUGUGACAGUAGUGAGUGCAGAAGCAAUUUGCACUGCAAGAAGAUGGUGCUGGACGACUGUGGCUGCUGCCAGGUGUGCGCUGCAGGGCUGGGAGAAACCUGCUACCGCACGGUCUCAGGCAUGGAUGGCGUGAAGUGUGGCCCGGGGCUGAGGUGUCAGUUUUACAGUGAGGAGGAUGAUUUUGGUGAAGAGUUUGGUAUCUGCAAAGACUGCCCCUACGGCACCUUCGGGAUGGAAUGCAAAGAAACCUGCAACUGCCAGUCGGGCAUAUGUGACAGGGUGACCGGCAAAUGUCUGAAAUUUUCUUUCUUCCCAUAUUCAUCAACCAAGUCUUCCCGGAGAUUUGUUUCAAGCACAGAGCUUGACUUGGCAUCUGGAGAUGGCAAUGCUGUCAGAGAAGAAACUGUGAAAGAGAAUGCUGCUCAGUCCCCUGUAAUGAAAUGGUUGAAUCCACGCUGAUCCUGGGUGGGAUUUUCAAGAAAAGCUUCUAUUUUAAUGAUUGUUCAACACUCAGCCAACAUUUAAAAAUUUGUCUUGAUUAUAGCGUAUGGAUAAAUAAUUUUUGGAGGUCAAGUAUGAUUCAGGGUAGAUUCAGAAAAAAGAAAGUAGGCUACUUACAAUCCAUAAAAUGCAUAUGAUUGAACACAUUUAGAUAUUUGUUAAAUAUUUGAAUGCAUAUAGAUUUGUUAAAUUUGUGUGUAUAGUAUCAAUGAAGAACUAAAAAAUGCAAUUUAGAUAAUCUUAUAUGGAGCCAGGUCAAAGAGAAAGCUAGUCAAAGGUGAAGACCACAGUGACCCCAUGGGGGUUGUUUGACUUGGAUGUACAUUAAUGUUAGGAUACGUAAAGGAGGAACAGGCAGAAGCAAGAGAAGGUAGGGAUGGGAGUGAGAGUGGGGAUUAUAAUAUUUAGCUUUUCCUUGUGGUAGCUUCAGUAGAACCUAAUUUAAUUGGGAGGAUGGGUGGGGGGUGAAAUUAAAAAAUAAAGAAACAAACUAGAAAACCCCUGAUGUGUGAUGUUUAAAACUUGUGGGUAUUUGACCUUGAAUUGGGGUUGUUGCCAAUGCAGCACUCAGGUGGGUUGAAGGAUGGUUCUGGGGCAGAGGAUCAACAAUACAUUUCCAUCAGUGUUUAAAGAAUGCCUCAUCUGAGAUAGUACUAGGAAGUGUUUUGCCUGCUGGGGGGUGGGGAGGGAUGAAGGUAAAUAUUUAUAUAUUUUUAUAAACAAAUAUGUUUAAUACAAGUCAUCCUCCAUGCUCAUAUUCAUCACCCUCUGGGGGCAAUGAACAUGAAACCACUUGUUUAAAAUAGUUGCAAUAAAGGUGUAACUCUAUAAGGCUUUCAAACAUCCGAGGCUGGAAAAUAUAGCUAUUGCAAAGUAACAGUAAUUAGUACAAGAGAAAAGAAAAAUUUAGUCACUCUGGAUUUAUAAAAUAUCAAAAAGCGAACAACAGAGGGAAUUUACUAAAAAGAAAGUGUGAUGACUUAUAUGUAUUUAAAAUCUAAAGUAGACAAUAACUGAUUAGGAGGUUUGGAACUGAAAAGUCAGUUUCAGCAGGAAACAUCAACUUAAAAAUAUAGUGUAUUUUCAUAUUUGUUUUCAAACUUGAUUGACAAGUGGAAAUAGGAGUACAGUUGGGAGGAUCUUAGCACAAACAGGACUGUUGUACUAGAUGUUGUUAGGAAAUAUUUGCAGAAGUGUUUUAUUUGGAGUAAAGAACUUAUUUAAAAUUUAUUUCCCUAUUUACUAUAUUUUGUUCUCAAAGUUUGCCAUCAGAGUUGUGAAUGUGUGUGUGGGAGGGUCUUUGAAUGUAAGCAGUAUAAGCUGUUAGGUUUUGUUUUAAAAGGACGAGUUUCUUAUUGUUCAAUAAAAUGAAAAGACACA
This is a messenger RNA of Marmota monax (woodchuck), 2686 nucleotides long. RefSeq names its product endothelial cell specific molecule 1 (gene Esm1). The transcript is spliced from 4 exons. Gene Ontology annotation, cellular component: extracellular region. The record is from RefSeq and is a predicted model, not a curated record. Bases 713 to 1264 code for a protein of 183 amino acids. Lineage: Eukaryota; Metazoa; Chordata; Mammalia; Rodentia; Sciuridae.